AUGCCGUUCAGAGACCUGCUGAAGUGGAACACCAGGGUGUCUGCGGUCUACGCCGUCGGGGUCUGGACCAUGGUCGGGGUCUGGACCAUGGUCGGGGUCUGGACCAUGGUCGGGGUCUGGACCAUGGUCGGGUCCUACGCGCUGGUCCGGUUCUCACGUCGACACGAGGAGCCGCCAGUCAAAAAAGAAGAAGAGUUUCAAGAGCCAGAAGAUCCAAAUCAGGUCGUCCACCUGACGGCUCACUCCAAAACCGUCAUCGUCUACAGGAAAGACUUUGUCCCGUACAGCACAAGGAUCUACAACUUCCUCCGGUCCUUCAGCGGGGGACCUGAGAGAGGAGACGGGGACAAAUGACCACGGACACUGGGCUUGUCAAGAGCACGUUCUCAGAAUGCACUAUGAAUUUAUGCUUUCGUGUGAGGAUACUCUCUUUAUUUGUGAAAGAAAUUCCAGCACACUCUGCAGGUCUGAGGCAGCAGCCAUGGUGUUUGGAUGAUGAUGUCUGAGCCCAGAUAUAUAUUUUAUUAUUUAUUUGCCAACAAUAUUCAGUAAUGUUACUGUCCGCGCCUGUCCACAAUACAACGGUGUAUGAAUGAACCUCAUCUGUUCAUUGUUUAAGAGGCAGAAGGUGUCGUGCUAUUUGAAUAUGUAUGAUUGUUUUACAGAGCUUGUCAUUAUCUUGAUUGAUGACUGAGAUGAGCACUACCUUUGUGAAGCUUUAGACGGUUGAUGUGCAUCAGAGAGCUGCUGAUAAGUGUUACUAAUAACAUUAAAGGUGUUUUUAUGGUUAACUCUAACAUUACUAAUAACAUUAGAGGUGUUUUAGGGUUAACUCUAACAUUACUA
Molecule: messenger RNA, 846 nt
Organism: Anoplopoma fimbria (sablefish)
Lineage: Eukaryota; Metazoa; Chordata; Actinopteri; Perciformes; Anoplopomatidae
Product: small integral membrane protein 26-like
Exons: 2
Coding region: 1-354 (117 amino acids)
Cellular component (GO): mitochondrion
Source: RefSeq, a predicted model, not a curated record